This is a messenger RNA of Colletotrichum truncatum, 1056 nucleotides long. RefSeq names its product 2-nitropropane dioxygenase. Lineage: Eukaryota; Fungi; Ascomycota; Sordariomycetes; Glomerellales; Glomerellaceae. The record is from RefSeq and is a predicted model, not a curated record. Gene Ontology annotation, molecular function: nitronate monooxygenase activity.
AUGGCACCCACAGGUCCAAUCACGACGCCCAUAACUACCCUUCUAGGGGUUAAACAUCCUAUCCUCCUUGCUGGUAUGGCCCGCACGUCUGGCGGACUUCUCGCUGCCGCUGUUUCCAAUGCAGGAGGCCUCGGUGUCAUUGGUGGCUUCCAGUACACCCCGGAUCAGCUGCGAGAGAUCAUCGCCGAGAUGAAGGAGAACUUCAAGUCCCCAGAUCUCCCAUUUGGCGUCGACCUCGCCCUCCCCCAAGUUGGCGGCAACGCACGCAAGACCAACCACGACUACACGGGUGGCAAGCUCGACGAGCUCAUCGACAUCACAAUCGAGUCCGGCGCCCGUCUCUUCGUCAGCGCCGUCGGUGUGCCCCCCAAGCACGUUAUUGACAAGCUACAUAACGCGGGCAUCUAUGUCAUGAACAUGGUUGGCCAUCCGAAGCACGCCGUCAAGGCGCUAGAUCUCGGCGUUGAUAUUAUUUGCGCGCAGGGAGGCGAGGGAGGCGGACACACUGGUGAUGUGGCCAACUCAGUUCUCAUUCCGGCCGUUGUGGAUGUGGCAAGGAGGUACCGACCCAAGAUGCUGAACGGGGGAACUGCGCUUGUGAUCGCUGCGGGAGGUAUUUAUAACGGUCGGUCGUUGGCGAGUUCGCUCAUGCAGGGCGCUGUAGGCGUAUGGGUUGGCACUCGCUUCGUGGCCUCUGUCGAGGCUGGGUGCAGUCAAGAGCACAAGGAGGAGGUUGUAUCAUGUGGGUUCGACGGCACGGAACGCACACUUGUGUUGUCUGGCAGACCGCUACGGAUGAAGACCAACGAGUAUAUUCGCAAGUGGCACUCGCAGCCAGACCGUGUCAAGCAGCUUUGUGACCAGGGUAUCGUUCCUAUCGAGUUUGAUUUCAAUGAGGGCAACGACGUCGAUCCGCCUCACCUCAUGGGACAAGUGGCUGGUGCCAUCGAUAAGAUUCAGCCAGCAGGAGAGAUUGUGGAUGAAAUGGUCAAGGAAGCGGUCGACAUGUUGAAACUCGGAAGUGUAUAUUUGGGUAACGAGCGAAGCAGGCUAUGA